AUGAUGAGAUCACUUUGUUACUCACUGCUGGGGACGAAGCUGGCCAUUGAAGACGCCGACUACGCUGCUAGCAAAAUGUCUGUGGAUGUGUCUGAUCGGGGUUGCGAUAUUGGAAGAGAAUAUAGCAACCGUGUCAGAGGACACAGUGAAGGUUAUGCUAUUCAAAAUUGUUUCAAAGUUAUGACAAAAUCACACAACCAGCUCAGAGCCGCGAAGGCCGAAUACGAUCAAACCAGGGGCUGA
Messenger RNA from Protopolystoma xenopodis, 243 nucleotides. The record is from the annotation of a GenBank genome assembly. NCBI's taxonomy places the organism in Eukaryota, Metazoa, Platyhelminthes, Monogenea, Polystomatidea, Polystomatidae.